AGGCUGUUUUCCGCGAGCUGCUUGAAAAGCCAUGUGUUGCGCUCGCGCUGCGUCAGAUUACCUCCCUGCCGCUUCUGCAACAUGUACAAGACGCGAGUGCAAGCUAGUUUAAAGAGGAAGCCAUAAAAACAGCAACUCUGAAAUGAGGAUGGCCGUGUUGGCAAAUCACAAACUUUGGAGAUCCGUGGAUUAUUGCGCAUCGGUUCUUUUACCACUGGACAAGCAGCAGAGAGUGACAGACAGACUCAUGACAUCCUAACUAACGUUAUGGUCUGAAGGUCUCUCUCAGUCAAGUGAGCAGCAAUGGAUUCGCUGUAUAUCGCUAUUGAGCUGCUGAUCGCCGUGCUGUCUAUCUCCGGUAAUGUGCUGGUGUGCUGGGCUGUGGCCAUCAACUCCACUCUCAAGAACGCCACCAAUUACUUUCUGGUGUCUCUAGCCGUGGCAGAUAUUCUGGUUGGAUGUCUUGCCAUCCCUUUUGCCAUUACAAUAAGCAUUGGUCUGCACUCAGACUUUUACGGAUGUCUUUUCCUGGCGUGUUUUGUUCUGGUACUGACUCAAAGUUCAAUAUUUAGUCUUCUGGCGGUUGCCAUCGACAGAUAUCUGGCUGUAAAAAUCCCCCUGAGGUAUAAGGAGCUUGUCACAGGGAAAAGGGCAAGAAAGAUCAUUGCUAUUUUAUGGAUCUUAUCCUUCAUCAUUGGACUCAUCCCAUUCGUGGGCUGGAACCGUAAGGACUUGGCAUGUUUCAGAAAUGAAAGCAGCUUUACCCAGACUAGCAAUAGCAGUGACGCUGCGGAGAUGGAAACGGGCUUCCUGCAAAGCUGCUGCCUUGAGUGCUUCUUCGAGAAAGUGGUGGACAUGAGCUACAUGGUGUACUUUAAUUUCUUCGGUUGCGUGCUGCCACCUCUGCUCAUCAUGCUGGGCAUUUACGCCAAGAUCUUCACGGUGGCACGGAAACAGCUGCGUCAGAUCGAGCUCAAAUGCAGCGUGAGUAACGGUGAGAAUCAGCACCACGGCCUGCUGCAGCGGGAGAUUCGCGCCGCCAAAUCACUCUCCAUCAUCGUGGGGCUGUUCGCUCUCUGCUGGCUGCCCGUGCACAUCCUGAACUGCCUCACUCUCUUCUACAGUGAGCUGAAAAAGCCCAGCUUCAUCAUGAACAUCGCCAUCAUCCUCUCGCACGCCAACUCCGCCGUCAAUCCCAUCAUCUACGCCUACCGUAUUCGGGAGUUCAGAUUCACUUUUAGGAAGAUUCUGAACCGCCAUUUCUUCUGUCGACGGGACGAGUUGUAUCGCAGCUCCACUGGAAGCAGCUGUCACAGAGACCAGAUUACAAUGACUAUUGACCCUCUGCUUUAGACAGCUUGCUCAAAAUAUGAGAGAAAUGUUUACAGCCCAAAGAACUGCAAACAGCUUGAUCAUGUAUUGAGAUGACGUCUAGCUUCAUGAAGACAUUUUCAGAAUUUAACAUUGAACUGUGAAAAGAAA
Molecule: messenger RNA, 1482 nt
Organism: Carassius carassius (crucian carp)
Lineage: Eukaryota; Metazoa; Chordata; Actinopteri; Cypriniformes; Cyprinidae
Gene: adora2b
Product: adenosine A2b receptor
Exons: 3
Coding region: 304-1353 (349 amino acids)
Biological process (GO): adenylate cyclase-activating G protein-coupled receptor signaling pathway; G protein-coupled adenosine receptor signaling pathway; vasodilation
Cellular component (GO): membrane
Molecular function (GO): G protein-coupled adenosine receptor activity
Source: RefSeq, a predicted model, not a curated record